Molecule: messenger RNA, 837 nt
Organism: Daldinia loculata
Lineage: Eukaryota; Fungi; Ascomycota; Sordariomycetes; Xylariales; Hypoxylaceae
Exons: 3
Coding region: 1-615 (204 amino acids)
Source: RefSeq, a predicted model, not a curated record
AUGAGCGGUGAUCCAUCUGUGAAGGACGGCAAAAAGCCAGCUGAAAAUGGACAAUCUUCAGGGGCCGGUUGUCAUACGACACUUCAACACCAGACAGCCGUCACUGCACUUGCGAACCUCCCAUUGAAGACCGUGGUCUCAGUCUUUCGGCAUCAGUGGCAUAAGGAUAAAGCCCGCAUAACCUUUGCGCAUGCUGGACAAUACAUGCGCGAGCAUGACCUACCAUCCGUAAGGACCGAGUGGCCAAACUUGGGCAAAUACCGACCUCGACACUGGAGGCAUCGCGAGAAGUUCGUCAAGCUAUACUUAGACGCUCUCGUCGCGUCUUCUAGGCUACCAAAGAAGGACCCAAUUACUCAGUCAAAGGCACAUAGCAUCCGGAAGCAUUUCUCUAGAGAGCUGCGGGUUAGCCUACCACAUGACCUUGCCAAAGUCUACUACGGGAAAAUACCUGCCUGCAUGGACGAUGCGAUCGAUCCCGGCGAGUUCAUAAACUUGGUCGAUCACUUUGGUGCAGAACGGCACCCCAUGAUCCUCGCUGUCCCGAUAUCCUUGCAUUUAUGGAGUAUCCAUCAAGACUAUCCAGAUCUCCUCCCGAAGAAUCCGGCGCCAUAGGACUGGACCAUGCCGGCGGAUGUCAUCGAAGCUAAUCAUUGGAAGUUUAGAGAAGACCUAUUCUGAAGGGUUGGUCAGAGGCAAGGGAUACAAGCAGGGUCGAUGAUGGCAAGGACAUCUCCUAGAACUAUUAUGUGUUACGCUAAAUGAACUAUUAAAUAGAAAUAGAAAGAAUAGGAUUAUUAAAAAGUCAUAAGUCUCUACCUAAGGGAUUUAUAUUAA